Messenger RNA from Nematolebias whitei (Rio pearlfish), 1269 nucleotides. RefSeq names its product surfeit 6 (gene surf6). Gene Ontology annotation, biological process: ribosomal large subunit biogenesis; ribosomal small subunit biogenesis. Gene Ontology annotation, molecular function: DNA binding; RNA binding. The coding region runs from base 133 to 1179 and encodes 348 amino acids. Gene Ontology annotation, cellular component: nucleolus. The record is from RefSeq and is a predicted model, not a curated record. The transcript has 4 exons. NCBI's taxonomy places the organism in Eukaryota, Metazoa, Chordata, Actinopteri, Cyprinodontiformes, Rivulidae.
CCUUCCUGGUGCAACUGCGGAAGUCCUCGUGUUUCCCCACAUGCGGACGAGAAAUGUUGACAUUAUUUAAGCCUUAAAGGUUCUCGUUUGUGCUGCUGUUUUAGAGUUAGAAACUCUGUUUAUUUAAAAAAUAUGAUGGACCUCGCUGCAAAAGACGUGUACAUUCAGAAACUGGCGAGUAAAUUGUUUUCCCAGCGCGAGAAAGAGCCACCGAAGAGACCUUUUGUUCAUUUUAAGGGUAAAAGUGAUGCUGAUCCUUCAAAGAAGAAGAAAAAAUUAAAAAAGAAGAAUUUUAAAGAGAAGUGCACUGAUAAGACUCUCAAACCCCAACACAGACCACCUCCUCCUGCAGCAGCUCAGAAAAGUCCUGCUGCAGCAAAUCCAACAACAGCACAGUCAACUAAAGGAGGGAAUGUUGACCGAAGCUUCUCUGCAGUAGAUGUGCUGCGUAAAAGGCUACAUGAAAAGAUUGAGGAGUCCAGAGGGCAGGGGACCCCAAAAGAUCCUUCAUCAGAAGACGUCCUAGCAAAGCGAGCAAAGCGAAAGCUGGAGCGGGAGCGCAAGAAGAGGAAGAGGAAAGAGUUUCUGAUGAAGAAACUGGCUGAAAAGAGUGGCCAGGAGGAGCCAGUGGAGGUGAAAAAGGAAGAGCCGAGUCCUCCCGCCUCAGAUAAAAGAACGAAGAGCUCUAUUUUGUUUAACAGUAUUGAGACGGUGGAAGAAGAAUAUGAAACUAAAAUGCAAACGAAGAUGAAGAAGAAACAGAGCGUUAAAGGCAACAUAACUCCGCUGACGGGGAGGAACUACAAGCAGCUGCUCAACCGGGUGGAGGCUCGCAAAGCGAAGCUGGAGCAGCUGAGGGAGAAGGAUGAGCAGAAGGCCUCUGAGAUGGAGAAGAAAAUCAAAUGGACCAACUUGCUUUACAAGGCGGAGGGCAUCAAAAUCAAAGACAACGAGGACAUGCUGCGCGCCUCCUUAAAGAAGAAGGAGAAGAUGCGCUCGCAGAGGAAGAAGAAGUGGGAUCAGCGAAGCGAGAAAGUCAUAGAAAAGAUGCAGCAACGGCAGGACAAGAGGAAAAAGAACAUCCAGAAACGCAAACAAGUCAAAAUGGAGAAUAAGAAAAACAGAGCGCGGAAGAAGGGCAGAGUUCUACCUGAGGAUUUGAAAAAAGCAAAGGUUUAAAGGAGGAGUUUGUAACUUGUGUUAUAUCUCUGUGGCAGCAGAACUGCUUGGGCAUGUUCGCCAAUAAAUGUAUUUGUUGUGUGAUAAAAA